GUCCGUUAUCACAAGCAAGGGGAUUCAGAGACCAGUGUCUUUCCAUACCCAAACGAUCAAAUUCUUGGUGUUUUGCCGGCCCGGGUACAGAAGGUGCCCUGGCACGCUGUGACCACGCCGAGGGGCAUCGCCCGGAUUCCCGGACACAGCCAGUGGCCGUGUUCUGAGCGCCUGUGGAGUUUCACAGUUGGAAUGCAGUUGCCCGCUAUUGAGGGAACCUGGAAAGGAACCCUUGUUUUGGGCGAAAGCCUACGAUUCGAGAGACGCACGUCCUGCUGCUGAUUGCACAUACCGGUGACACCACGGCCGACGACUCACGUCGCCGUCCAAGUAACGCGCGAUGGCGCCGGUAUGUCCGUUAAUGGCAUUGUAGUCUUCUUUCGUCCAUUGUGCAGCAUUACCGAGUCCGGAGCUUGGCAAGUGCUUCAGUCCGCGCUGGUUUCCAGUACAUCAGUCCGAAAAAGCCUUUCCUUCAGGAUCCUCCGACUCUGACUGUGUAGCUUGUUGCUUCGUACUUGUGUGAACGUCACAAAACGCGAACAAGGUUGCCUGAGGUAUCGAUUCAUGUGUUUUCAUUCUUGGACCCGGAGAAGGUUGUGAGAGUCAUUUUCACAGUCCAGCGUUUCCAUCCGGAGAUGACGCCCCAUUGCGGGAGGCGGAAGUGUUUCCCUCUCUCGCCCACGUGACUGUUGGUUUCGGGUGACCCCUGUUCCGACAUUUCCCCUUGUUAAACGCGUUUUUAGCAACUAUCGAACCUCGAUACGACCUCCUCCAUUUGUUUCCAUUUUGUAAAACGGCCCAAGGGAAAACGUUGUGCCUCCAUCCGGGUAAAGGAUUUUCCCAGUCUCUUCUCGAGCAGGUGUGAAACCAGUAGCGGCGCCCCUACGAUGGCGGGUCCGUACCGAUAUUCUGGGCUAGAUCGCUUUUCCCUGCCGUGUCUCUCUCCAGCGUCAGCGCUUCGCGUGGUGGGAAGCAGCGAGACGAAGGCUCAUUUGGUCAAGAUGCGCGGCGCAAGAGACGCUUUGCUGAGCUUGAGCCGAAUUUCCCUUCUGGCCGCACUGGCUGGCCUAGCUUGCUGUCGCGCCAUGGUCGUUCUGUCCUCGGCGUUUGCGACGACCGUCGUGGAAAAACACCCUGGUAGCCUUCAUCCGGAAUCCGGGGAAGCCCCUGCUACAGCCUCUUCACUGGUUCAAAUCGAGGCAGCGCAGCACACCAGUCUGGUCUCCAGUGCCGCUGCCCGUACUGUUUUUCAGCCUCCGUCAGAGGAGUCGUGGCUGUGUCGUCUCUCGACAAACAAUGGGCCCUGUUCGAAAAACUCAUCAGAUCCCGAGAUCGGGCAGUGGCGGUUCUGCCCGCCAGGGCGCUGCUGUAGCAUGUCAAAGUGUGGGCCUGCAGGCUGUUCCAUAGGCUGGUGUGAGGGGUGGGGCAACCCAUUGUGCUGGAUCAAGGACGACACCUACAGCGACGGCAAGUGCACCUGCGAAAAGUACAGAGACCGGUGCUCUCCCAACGCCGACUGCCUCGAAUAUAACGUCGAACGAGGGGGCGCGUACUGCGUCUGCAAAGACGGAUACUACGGAGAUGGGAAAGUAUGUGAGUUUGACCCAUGCAGCGGCAACCCCUGCAAUCCGGGUAGUUGCCGGCGACAUGGAACGUCAUACUCGUGCGCGUGCCCGGACACAUAUGCGGUUACCAGCACAAGCAGUGGAGAGCGCUGUGAAGUCAAGAGGAAUUUCUGUCUCGGCGAACCCUGUGGCUCGUCAGAAGUUGCCGCUGAUUGCGUCAGCUUCGACAGCGGGGAAUACGAAUGCAUCUGCAAGAGUUCCUACGUUUCAGACGGCAAGGGCUGCGUGAAGUUCGAUCCGUGUGAGUACAAUCCCUGUGGCACCUCCGAGGCCGUUAAAUCGUGCACCCACGUGAACGGCGAUGAAUACAAGUGUGAGUGUCAUGAAGGGUACAAUCUAACGAACGACUCGGACGGGAACAUGGUCUGUGCAAAAGACCCGUGUUACGGGAACCCUUGCGGUCUCCCCCACUUGGUUGCCUCCUGCGCUCGACGGACGCCGGAUUCAACCAGUUCCGCGACCUACACGUGCCUGUGUACGGCUGCUGGCCACCUGCAAGUCGAUCCGGUCACCGGGGCCCAAUCGUGUACUCAAGGAGAUCCGUGUGCUUCGAAUCCAUGUGGCUCGGAUGCCGUAGUUGAUUUCUGUAUCAGCGAAGACGAUACCUACAGGUGUGUAUGCAAAACGGGCUACGCAUCCGUGGAGAUUAACGGUAGAAAACAGUGCAAACGCGGAGACCCUUGUGAGCUGAAGGUCUGCGGUGAAGAUCACCUGGUGGAAAGCUGCUCCACAAACAACAAAUUGUAUUCGUGUGAUUGUACGUCCCUUGCUAUCAAGGGGCUCAACGAUGAAAAAAAGCCUGUUUGUAUCAGUCGAGAAGAAUGCGAGAGUGUCUGCGGGCCUCUGAAAGGCGUCAAGCAGUGCAACCAGAAGAUGGGGGUGCUGGAGUGCGUGUGUGACAUGGGCUACAUCCUGUCCACACAGAACGGAAAAAAACAGUGUGUUCAGGGGGAUGCAUGUCUGAAUCAGCCGUGUGGAACACCAGAGUCGACGUUAGCAUGCACAGCGAACGGCAGUCAUUACUCAUGUUCGUGCAAUGAAGGCUAUGAACUUCGAAUGCGGCCAGAUGGCACUCAAGUUUGUGCUAGUGCAGGUGAUUGCACUGGAUCCCCUUGUGGAGCCAGCACGAGCAUCGGCGUUUGCACCCCGGGGGUGGACAGCUACACAUGUACGUGUGUCUCCCCAUUCGAGUUACAGCAGACAGCAGAUGGAAAGCCCACGUGCGGUGAAGCUUUCACGACAACAACAACUCAAGCCGUAAAAGAUGAUAGCGGGAGCGACAACUCAUCUUACACUGGACUGGCAACGGGAGCCGUGAUCAUGGUUCUUGCCCUUGGUGCUGCAUUGUGGUUCUCGAAUUCUCAAGAAGAACAAACUAUGGGGUCCGGUGGGAUGGGAGGAAUGGAUGACCCAAUGCAAGGCCCAAUGGGCCCGAUGGGAAUGGGGGGCCCGAUGGGACCUGGAGGCCCCAUGGGUCCAAUGGGCCCUCCUGGUCCUCGUCAGUCGUAUGCGGCGUACCCGUCAGGCUCAAUGUGGUCAUAAUUUUUGUUUUCUGAAACAGCGCUGCAUUCUUUUCUUUUGGGUGUGAGUUGAUCCUGGACCAAUCGAACAUGUUCGUUUGCAAGAGCGUUCUUUCUCCGGUAGUCACUCAGACGCGCCGUGUCGUGAUAUUCGCGUGACAUGCACAAUAUGUGUUCUUGCAGUGCGUAUUUUCUCCUGAUGGGGAACCGGGCAAUACGGUCUGCAGCAGGCCGAGUGCAGACCUGCUGGCAUACAUAGGACCAUACGGAUCGUGCUCACUGCUCUCUGCUUUGAAUUUCAGUUUGCAGAGGCUUACGAAGCACCUGCAGGGAAACUACCCACGACCGUCUCAGCCUCAACUAUGAUUUUUUCACUCUCUGCCGUUUGCUACGUCUACAUACUGUUCCACGUUGCGCUGCCGUGAAAGGGUUCGGAACGGCGUACCCAUGUUCGUCGCCCGUCCGGAAGACCCUUUCGUCGACCAUAUCAGUUCUGUGUCGUCAAAAGUUGGGGGUCUUUUCUUAAAGGAACUCGGUUCUUUAGGCAACGACACCAGUGGCCAGUGUUAAUAAUCAUACUGUAGCUUCAGAGGCCAAGUUGAUGGCUUACCGAUUGUGUUGCUGCACCUUGUCAGUGGAGGAAUCGAAACGCAGCAACGACCAGGGA
Messenger RNA from Toxoplasma gondii ME49, 3812 nucleotides. RefSeq names its product microneme-like protein. Gene Ontology annotation, molecular function: calcium ion binding. The record is from RefSeq and is a predicted model, not a curated record. The transcript has a single exon. Lineage: Eukaryota; Apicomplexa; Conoidasida; Eucoccidiorida; Sarcocystidae. The coding region runs from base 888 to 3167 and encodes 759 amino acids.